Messenger RNA from Thermothielavioides terrestris NRRL 8126, 2445 nucleotides. RefSeq lists its product as uncharacterized. Bases 284 to 2113 code for a protein of 609 amino acids. The transcript is spliced from 4 exons. NCBI's taxonomy places the organism in Eukaryota, Fungi, Ascomycota, Sordariomycetes, Sordariales, Chaetomiaceae. Gene Ontology annotation, molecular function: RNA binding. The record is from RefSeq and is a predicted model, not a curated record.
CGGCGCUCAGAAAAAGCAGCUGUCAAUUCCUCCCGAGAUCACGAAUUGGACAGGGCCAGCUCGAGGCCGCAACAAACUGGCACCUACCUGACGCAGGCUAUGCCGCUGUCCGGCCCUACAUCUCUUGAAUUCAGUAACUUCAGUGUGCUGUGACAGCAAUUGAAGGAGGAUUUGCAGGAUUUUUCCUCCUUGCCAAACGCCCACCUGCUUCAACUCCAAGACCUUUCCCCGAAUCCACAGCUUUGAGUUUGCGCCGUGGCUUUGGGGCACCCACCUCGCCGAAAUGGCCAAAGACAAAUCCGCCUUGUCUGUUUUAUCCAAGGCCAUCGACCCGGCCCUUGAUGCUCUCUUCUCCCAGAGUGCUGGACCCGUCAAAACGCCCCCAAAAUCCCGCUACGCAGAAUUGCUCCCGAAGAAGUCCCUGGCAGACGAGGAGGAUCAUGAUGGUUUCGACGGCGCAGAGCCGGAGGGCUCCGACGAAGAGUCAGAAGCCUCCGAGAAUGGAUCUGAAGAGCGGUCGGGUAGCGAGUCCGAUGCCGGCAGCGUAGACAAAGGGGGGGGCAUAUUGUCUGGUGAAGACGAGUCUGAAGCCGAAGACGCCAAGGGCAUUUCGAGCGCCGACGAUGAAGCUGAAGCGACGAAGGUCUCGGAGAGAGUUAUCUCACGCGGAACAUCUCAAGAGGAGGGCCGCAAGCGGAAACGGAAGCAAAGAGAUGGCGAUGAAGACUUCGAGGCUAAAUACUUGGAGCGAUUGGCGGACGACGAGGCUCCAUCUGGGAAGCGUCGCAAGGCAGAUGCAACUGAGAAGACCGCAGCAGCAGAGGAUGCAGGCGGGGUCUCCAGGGAAGGUGACGAUGAGCGCAUGGCUGGGAUGGAGGAGGACGAGUCGUCAGUGGGCGAGGUUCCUGUUCAUGAGUCCUUGACCACUGGCCCUGUCGAAACGGAACUCGAAAAGGCGAACCGUACCGUCUUCCUCAGUAACGUCUCGAUCGAGGCAAUCACCUCGCGCAAGGCCAAGAAGAUCCUGCUACAUCAUCUCUCAUCGGUCCUCGACAAGAAGGCAGACCCUCCUCAAAAGGUGCAGUCCAUCCGGUUCCGCUCGAUCGCUUUCGCGACAACAGGCAUACCGAAACGCGUGGCCUACAUCAAAAAGUCGCUCUUGGAAGCCACUACGAAAUCCACCAAUGCCUAUGUCGUCUAUAGCACGGCAGCAGCGGCGCGGCUCGCUGUGGCACAACUUAACGGCACAGUUGUCCUCGACCGCCACCUCAGAGUCGACAGCGUUGCUCAUCCAGCGCCCGUCGACCACCGGCGCUGUGUCUUCGUUGGCAAUCUGGGUUUUGUCGACGAUGAGACUGUGUACAGCACCAAGAUCGACAAGGAGGGCAAGGAAAUCACCGAAAAACGCAAGCGAACCAAGACACCAAUGGACGUCGAGGAAGGACUCUGGCGAGUGUUCGGCGAAGAAGCCGGCAAAGUCGAGAGCGUCCGCGUCGUAAGAGAUGCCGCUACCCGCGUCGGCAAGGGCUUCGCCUAUGUGCAAUUCUAUGACGGCAACGCCGUGGAGUCAGCAAUUCUCCUCAACGGCAAGAAAUUCCCCCCCAUGCUGCCCCGUGAGCUGCGCGUCAGCCGUUGCAAGGCCCCCCACAAAACAGCCCGCGCCAUGGAAGCCCGCAGAGAGAAAAUUGCGUCGUCUGCCUCUUCCGACCGUAAGGGCGGUGGCAAACACGACGGCAAAAAGCGAAAGAAGAGGUCUGCCGACGGAGAGACAGGAGAGUACGUCCCAAAACUCACCGCCGACGCCCAGACCCUUGCCGGCCGGGCGAGCAAACUGCUGGGCCGGUUCGGUGCCGCGAAACUUGUUGGGGAACUACCCGGAAAGGACAAGAAGCGGCGGCGGGAUAGGCGAGAGCGCGGGAUAAAAGGCAGGGGUGGUGAGGCCGCGGGAGAGAAGCCCAAUGGGAUCAAGGGACCGGAGCAAUUCGUCUUCGAAGGGCGGCGGGCUAGUGCGAAAGAUGGCAAACCCAAGGAUUUGAAGUUCAAGACGAAGAGCAAGGGGAAAGACAAGGUGCACAAGAAGAAGAAAAAGAAGGGCGCCAAGGGCGAGAAAUGAGAUGGCGGGCGCAGGAGAGGUCUGCGUGGUACGAGAAAAGGGGUAACAUGGUGGGCACAGCGGUCGAGUUGUCCACGGCACGAGGCGGCGCAUUCCUCAGUCGCCGGCCGGCGAGUUCUAGACAACAGGCUGGGUAAAAAGCUGCGUUGAUAGCGCAGCGUGGAAAUAGAAAUUCCCGGAAACUCGAUGACGGUUGAGCAGAUGAGUUCGACAGACCUGGUGGCAUUGUAGAAAAAAAAUCCUUUUGUGCUUGUCUCGAUGAUUACAACUUGAGGCGUUGCCGCUCUACUGUCUCCAGGCACCCGAACUCUCUGUCAUCUCAUAUCCCCCCG